AUGUAAGAAGAUUACACUUAUCAAGUAUGAUCUAAUAUAAGAUUUUUUAGAUUCUAAAAAAAUGCAACGGGAAGGUUAUAAUAUAGAUAGAUGAGCAAUUAUUGAAUGUUAUCAAUACACAUUUCACAAUAAAACCUGAGUAGGCUAAAAAAGAGGUGCCUUAUUCGAUUAAGAAAUAACAUAAUUUCUAAAGACGAAUAGUACCUUUUUUUAUGAAUUAAUUCAUGCAUUGGGCAGAAGAGAUGGGAUAUAAAUAGGUUGAUGGAUAUUUGAGAGCUAUUCAUAAGAAGAAAACAUCAAAAUAAUAAAAGUUUGAGUUAGGAGAUCUUAAGAAAUUAUUUGGUUGUAUUAAUCCACGAACCAAGAUCAUAUAAAUUGAAACUCAGUAUAAAUGGAUUGAAUUCUUGAGUUUUUAAGCAGAGAUCUGUGUUGUUGUCAACAAUAAGAUCAAGGAUCAAUCAACCAAAUAAAUGUACAUUCAAGCAAUUGAGAAUUUAAAAGAUGAAUUAAAAAAGGAAUAACCUUAUGAUAAAUUUUUAAGUCUUCCAAAAAAAGAGAAAUCAAAUGAUUCUCUAAUAGAUGAAUCAAAAGAGUUAUCAAUCAAAGAAGAAUAUUCAAGUGAUGAAAUUGAUGAGUAAGCUCCAACUUAUAAAGAAGAUCCUUACUCUUAUUUAAGUUGUGCAUAUUCAAGUUAUGAUUGA
Molecule: messenger RNA, 701 nt
Organism: Paramecium sonneborni
Lineage: Eukaryota; Ciliophora; Oligohymenophorea; Peniculida; Parameciidae
Source: the annotation of a GenBank genome assembly